GCGCCGAGGACGAGAUGAGCAACUCUGCAAUGGAUGGUUCAUUGAAUACCACGCUGGAGUCAGUUACGCAGAGGACUUUGUACUCUCAGAACUUCAGUCGUUCCUCGUCACAAGCAUCUCAUGCGCUCACCGACCUGUUAUCUCGAUAUGUUUCGCUCCUUGCGACCACUUGUGCUCGUUAUGCUGAGCAUGCAGGUAGAGCAUCUGUGUCUGUACCAGAUGCCAUGCUAGCAUUAAAUGAACUUGGAGUCUCUGUCGAUGAACUGAAGGAUUAUGUAGAAGGCGAGGGUCGUGAGAUGUCGGUAGAAAACUACGCAUUUCAAACGGAGGAACGAAGGGAGUGGUUUGUGCGGUUAAAAGGAAUCCUUAACGAAGGCCGAAGAAUAGAGCAUGACGACGCUGUAGCGCUUGUAUACGCAGAAGUACCGGAGAUGGAGUUGAAUGGGCAUUGGUCCGGGGGCGAAGACGACGCAGAAGCCAGCGAAGAUGAUGAAUACGAUUUGAGACAAAAGAUGAAUGGCGAUGCGACAAUGUAUGAAGCCGAAAUCGAUGGUAUUCGAAUGGCGUCGCCAGUCCUUCCUCUCUCACCAAUAUCAAACCCGUCAUCCCCAUCAAGAAAACGACCACGAUUAGCAAGCUGGAAUCCCCCCUCUCACAUCCCAGAAUACCUCCCUCCAUUACCGCUAGCUCGAAACGGAGAUGUUGAUCACCUACCUUCACCUCACGUCAAAUCAGAAUUGGAAGCGGAUCACUCAGCGUUCAUUACCGGGUCGGGAGGUUCAGAAGAGUUCCAGCCGUUGGACACGACGUCAUCUUCUGCUGCUGACUAUCUUACACCUGUACAAGCUAACUCGUCGAACUUGGCAUCGGUACCUGCGGCUUUCCUUCCAGAACGACACAACUACAAGAAAGCCCUGUCAGGCCAUAGCCAUGCCUUACAACUCCAACCUCGCAAAUAUCCGACGCCAGAUAAAGACCCAGCACUUUAUAGCGCAUACCAUCAUUUACUCACCAACCCCCCUUCAUCAUAUCCGUCAACGAACCCUGCACGUCACCGUGUUGCAUUGGCGAUGUUGUAUCAGGCAUACUCUAAUCCUCGAUGGACGGCCGCAGACACUCUCUUCGGUAGUGCUGCUGCGCCGAAGCCCAGGGUAGUCGCUCCAGGACCGUCGUUCCCUAUCCCAAUUGGCCCUAAGGGGAAGGAAGAUCAGCCCUCAUUCAUGCCACCUUCAUCUUGGCGGUCUAUAGCAGCGAACGAAUGCGUGGCUCCUCCCAGCUAUCAGCCAAGGUCUCGGAUCCCAGAUAUCACAAGGGCGAUUCUACCAUUCCCCGUGUUCACUCGAGCUACUAGACUAAAUCCUCCGCCCCCACUUGUCAAUAGCUCGACGAAGGAAAAACUCCUCUAUGGUGCUGGUGUUCCCGCUUUGUGGAACUCAAACUCGACUAACCAGCAGGGGAGCACAAACCAGCCCGGGAAGAGCAAGGGAAACGUGGAUGAUGGAGGCGAAGAUAGGCAGCAUGCUCAUAAUGAGAAAGACUCCAAUGUAUUACCGGAUGCGAUGUUACUCGCAACAUGGGAUUGGGAGACUCAUGAUUUCCGCCAACCUCCUCCGCAUCCCAAGCGCGUAAGGGCACUGAGCAGUUUCAAUCUCAACUCGAUAAGCAACGCCGGGUCGACCGGUGUUGAUGGUGUCGCUCAGCCUGGGGGCCCAGUCCGAAAGAACUCGAUAAAAAUCGGCAAGGGGAAGUAAGGUAUUUAAUUGUAGACCGGGAUAAUCGUAAUUCUAUAAUACGGGAAAUCACUGCAGUUCUCUGUCUCCCUUUGUCCGAGUUUAUGUCCUACAUUUGCUG
This is a messenger RNA of Fomitiporia mediterranea MF3/22, 1851 nucleotides long. RefSeq lists its product as uncharacterized. The transcript is spliced from 3 exons. Lineage: Eukaryota; Fungi; Basidiomycota; Agaricomycetes; Hymenochaetales; Hymenochaetaceae. Gene Ontology annotation, cellular component: transcription factor TFIID complex. Gene Ontology annotation, biological process: transcription initiation at RNA polymerase II promoter. Bases 15 to 1751 code for a protein of 578 amino acids. Gene Ontology annotation, molecular function: protein heterodimerization activity. The record is from RefSeq and is a predicted model, not a curated record.